UUUUUUUUAAAUCUGGCAUCUCUGGUACCCAGACAACUUGAAAACAAUCAAAGCAAAAGGGGUGACGAAUCGUUUGUAACCAAUCGUUUAAUUGCACAGAUUUUCUAUAAUAAUUUUUGAAGACUAAAAUGGCUCGCGGACACCAGAAAAUUCAAUCACAACAAAAAGCACAAGAAAAGGCGGCCAAAUUGAAAAAACAGCAAGGACACGGCUUAAGUGAUCAGAUGAAGGCAGCUCAAAAAGCGUUGGUAUUUUCGUGUGCCAUUUGUAAAUCGCAGAUGCCUGACCCAAAAACCUACAAGCAGCAUUUUGAAAACAAACAUCCCAAGUCAGAACUACCAGCGGAUUUGAAGGACAUUUAAUAGAACCUACUAGCAAACACCGAACGUUUGAGAGAGAGAUACAGAGACACAAAUACCAUCACAGAGAAUUCCACAGGUUUUACAACUAGUUUUAAAUAACGAUUGCUCCAAUUUAUAAUAUAUGCCCGUAUGAGAAUAAUGCCAACCGAACAUUGGUAAACAGAUUAUGGCUUUGAGCAGAUAUAAAUGAGCCUUGGCCGUACCUGACUUACAGAACGCUGGAGGAAGUAGAAGGCGAAUCCAGCAACGCGAGAAUUCAAUAAAAUUAUGAAUGUAUUGGAA
This is a messenger RNA of Malaya genurostris, 644 nucleotides long. RefSeq names its product zinc finger protein 706-like. The transcript has 2 exons. Lineage: Eukaryota; Metazoa; Arthropoda; Insecta; Diptera; Culicidae. The record is from RefSeq and is a predicted model, not a curated record. The coding region runs from base 129 to 362 and encodes 77 amino acids.